This is a messenger RNA of Helicoverpa zea (corn earworm), 1263 nucleotides long. RefSeq names its product probable E3 ubiquitin-protein ligase HERC2. Bases 127 to 1209 code for a protein of 360 amino acids. NCBI's taxonomy places the organism in Eukaryota, Metazoa, Arthropoda, Insecta, Lepidoptera, Noctuidae. The record is from RefSeq and is a predicted model, not a curated record. The transcript has 2 exons.
UUAUUUGUUGAGGUUGUAUUGUGGCUUGUCAGUGUUUGUGUAUGGUUUGUGUUUAUUUCAUUUUCUAGGUUAUGUUUUGAAAAUAUAUGUUGUGUAUUGUUACUUCAAGCAAGUUUCACAGCCACAAUGGUGUAUUAUAUAACGGGUUCUAAUUUAUUUGGACAGUGGCUUUGUGAGGAUGCAGUAAUAAAUAAAUUUAGAAUAUUUAAUGCACCUAAACAUGACGAUUCAGGAAUUAGUUUGAACGGGGCUUCUCUUGUACAGAUCAACUGGUCGUAUAACAUAUUUAAAAUAGCCGGAAGUUUUUAUAUAACAGGAGCCUGGGGAGGGAAAGAACAACAGCUCAUUAAAUUAUCACUACCAGCAGAGUUCACUGAUUUAAAGGUGGAAUUAAAUGCAGUUGGCAAUGAUUAUAAAUUAUUACUGAUUGGUAAGAAUACUGAUUCAAUUUGGGCUAUGGAUCGGGAAAAACGAGAAACUAAGAGAAUUAGAUUUUGUGCUGAGACACCUCUUGAAGAAAUUGUGAAGAAGCAGAAGAUAGAAACAAAUAUUAUAAAAAGUGUUUUCAUGAAUGAUUGUUGUUUGCAUUUGACCUCUGACGGGAAUGUGUACAGUGGUAUAUUGCCAAGCUAUGUGGACACUAGGAAUUGUAGUGGACAAGUUAUCGAUAUUCGAUGUGGCUAUGAACAUUUUGUAUUAUUAACUGAAGAAGGCAGAGUUUACACUUGGGGUAAUGGAAGGAGAUUGCAGUUAGGCCAUGGUGAUAUAAGUAGCCAAGAAGUGCCCACAGAAGUAGAAGCACUUGCGGGAAUUAGAAUAAUAAAAAUUUGUGCUGGAGGUUGGCACUCUUUGGCGCUCAGCACAUUUGGCGAUGUCUACGCCUGGGGCUGGAAUGACACUGGCCAAUUAGGAAUAAAUAAUGAUAAGGGGAAUAGUAAUGAAAGUUAUUCUAUUCCAACUCUGAUCGACUUAUUUGAUGAGCAAAAUGCAGGGGUCACAAAAAAUGUAAAGCAUAUAGCUUGUGGCUCUCGGCAUUCAGCUAUAUUAUUAGAUGAUAAUACGGUAUGGACAACAGGAUGCAAUAAAUAUGGGCAGUUGGGCCUUUCAGAAGAGAAGUAUCCUUCACUGAAUUAUUUUAAAAAGGUCUUCCACUGUGAUAACGAAUGUGAACUACUAUGUGGGCUAUGGAGUACUGUGAUAGCUAGUUAACUCAUAAAUGUUUUACCUCUGUAAGUAAAUAAAUAAAAUGUAAAAUACUUUUUA